This is a messenger RNA of Quercus robur (English oak), 1645 nucleotides long. RefSeq names its product BES1/BZR1 homolog protein 4-like. The record is from RefSeq and is a predicted model, not a curated record. Gene Ontology annotation, biological process: DNA-templated transcription; brassinosteroid mediated signaling pathway. Bases 241 to 1224 code for a protein of 327 amino acids. NCBI's taxonomy places the organism in Eukaryota, Viridiplantae, Streptophyta, Magnoliopsida, Fagales, Fagaceae. The transcript has 3 exons. Gene Ontology annotation, molecular function: DNA-binding transcription factor activity.
CUUUAGUCUUUAUUUAACCACUCUCUCUGACCGGACUAAGGAAGAAAAAAAAAAAAAAAAAAAAAAAAAGAAAAAAGCGCCAACCUUGUUUUACUCUGAUUUUCCGUUUGGUUCCCGAGAAUCAUUGGAAUUUUCUCUGGGAAAAUUUUUCAUCAGUGUUAUGUGAAGCAGGUUUGUUGGUUUUCUUCUUCAUCUUCUUCAAGUUCGAGCUAGUUUAAAAUCGUGGAGGAGGAGUGGAAAAUGACGUCGGGGACGAGAAUGCCGACGUGGAAGGAGAGAGAAAACAACAAGAGGAGAGAGAGGAGGAGGCGAGCGAUCGCGGCGAAGAUCUACGCAGGUCUGAGAAUGUACGGUAACUACAAGCUCCCGAAGCACUGCGACAACAACGAGGUCCUCAAAGCUCUCUGCAACGAGGCCGGUUGGACCGUCGAAGAAGACGGCACCACAUACCGAAAGGGAUGCAAACCUGUUGAUCGAAUGGACAUUAUGGGUGGAUCUACUUCUGCAAGUCCAUGCUCAUCCUACCAACCGAGCCCAUGUGCAUCUUACAAUCCAAGUCCUGGCUCAUCUUCCUUCCCAAGCCCAGUCUCUUCACGUUAUGCUGCCAAUGCCAAGGGUAAUGCUGAUGCCGAUUCGCUCAUCCCAUGGCUGAAAAAUCUUUCAUCAAGCUCAUCAUCAGCAUCAUCCAAGCUCCCCUACCAUCUUAAUGUCCAUGGAGGUUCCAUAAGUGCUCCAGUCACCCCUCCAUUGAGCUCCCCAACAGCCCGAACUCCCAGAACCAAAAAUGACUGGGAUGAUCCAACUGUUGCCCCAUCAUGGGCUGGGCAACACUAUUCUUUCCUGCCCUCGUCUACCCCUCCAAGUCCUGGCCGUCAGGGCCUGCCUGAUUCACGGUGGCUUGCUGGUAUCCAAAUUCCCCAAAGCGGGCCAUCAUCUCCCACAUUUAGUCUUGUAUCACCAAACCCAUUUGGAUUUAUGGAGGAGGCUUUCUCAGGUGGAGGGUCUCGGAUGUGGACUCCUGGGCAGAGUGGCACAUGCUCUCCUGCAAUACCUGCAGGCAUUGAUCACACCUCAGACGUUCCAAUGUCAGAUGGGAUUGCUGCUGAAUUUGCAUUUGGAAGUAAUACAACUGGAUUGGUGAAGCCCUGGGAAGGAGAAAGGAUCCAUGAGGAAUGUGUAUCUGAUGAUCUUGAACUUACACUUGGGAGCUCUAGAACUAGGUAGAGAGGCUCAACAGAAGUUGGUAGUGCAAAUUAUCCAUUGGUCUCUUGGUUUGGGUCUUCCUUCUUGUGCAAAAUUCAAGUCCCAUGUCCCUGGUUGUUUCCAUUGGCAAGGCAUGCCAGUUAGAAGUACAGUGAGUAGGAGCAGCUUCUUUUCUAGUUUUUCCAUCCAUUUUCUGUUCCCCCUUCAUCCAUAAAAAUAGAGAACAAAAAAUUAAAUUAUAAAUAGUUCAUGGUGGUGCUUUGCCCCUUCAGUUCAAUUCUUUCUUCUAAUUUUCUUUUUUCAUUUUUUCUUAGAGAGGAAGUUUCGUUUAUGGAUUUCUUGUUGGUUGCUGGAGUGAUUUCAUGUUUGUGAUUGAAAGGGAUUUUGGAUGUCAAGAUUAACUGAAUGAUUAUGGAGUUACUAACUACACUAGUGCAAUUAA